This is a messenger RNA of Orbicella faveolata, 4301 nucleotides long. RefSeq lists its product as uncharacterized. The record is from RefSeq and is a predicted model, not a curated record. Lineage: Eukaryota; Metazoa; Cnidaria; Anthozoa; Scleractinia; Merulinidae. Gene Ontology annotation, cellular component: cytoplasmic dynein complex; cytoplasm. Gene Ontology annotation, biological process: microtubule-based movement. Gene Ontology annotation, molecular function: dynein intermediate chain binding.
AAGGUGGCCUAGAUUAAUUUAAAAGAGCUGUUCUACAGACUGUCCAACAUAUAUAAUAUAAUUGUGGCUAACAUGAUCGAUUUCAAAAUUUCCCGCAUUUAAUUGGUUAUCUUGAACUCAUGAGUGCGGCUUAGAUGACGGGCUGGUUCAGUCUGUAUUUCUAUUUUCACGUGCCGAGUGAUCUCUUACAGAGUUUUUGCUUAGCUUCUUUGGUGGGCAAGACAUUAAGAAUAUUUCUACGUUCAAACUCAUUUAGUUAAGUACAAAUUCUGUUAAACCACUGCCAGAUGCAACGAUGAAAAAUCAAUACCAUAUGAAUUGAAGUUAAACUAAUUAAAAAACUGUUGAAGAUUGAGGUUUCCCGAUAAUUCUCUGAUUUGAAGUCUUAAACAAAAACAAACAAAAGCAACAUGGCUGGUUGCAUCCCUUUUAUGCCCUGUUUAUUUCGUUAAAACAAAGCUAACAAACAAGAGAGUCUCUAAUGUACAUAAAUCUCUGAAGUGAAGCGUUAAUGCUUCAAUUAGUCUUAGCUUAUGUGCAUGGUAACUACAUAUCACACUAAAAUAUAAAUAAGCAAAUUUUUGCCUUCAUCUGUGAUAUCAAACGUAUCAAAUGCUCCGAAAGCUGUACAUUGUUUUAAUCGCUGCAUGCAUGCUGUGGAAACUAUGAAAUAUCGCACGCCCUGACUACAGCUAUGCAGCACACAGAAAGCUUUAUAUAUCAAUGAAUAAAAUGCUUUCAUAAGUCAUCUUUAAAUCGACCCUUUUGUUCUGAAAGGAUUAAUUCCACUUCAAGCAUUUAACAUCUCAUUUAGUUCUCACCUCGACUGGACUGAGGCAAGAAAAUCUAUUGUUUGCUCAAGCCAUUGAGUAUGCAAAUAACAAGCACAUAUGCAUUUUUAAUGCUUUACUAAAAUGUGCAAUAUUUGUCAGCUGGGAUCUGUGAUAAUGCAUAUCGCUCAAAAAAAUACCUCGUGACAGUCUGCAAAGAUGGAUUAAAACCUAUUUAUUUUCACGGACGGAAGGAUUAUCUCAGAACGAAUAGAUAUUUAUAUUCCGUAGAAAUGUUGCGUUGCAAAUACAUGCUGAAACACAUGAUGUAAUUGGGACAAAUUUCUCAGUUGGAAUUCACUGAAAGAGUAGACGGUUACGAACAUCUUUUCACGCCCCCUGCAACACUCACCUGUAUGUCAGCAGGUCAUAUGCAGGCAGGCUGUAUUAAUCAUCCAAAGCUAACAGUUUUUCUUUUUCACCUUUUGCAACAUUUGUUUAUUUUUGGCUACACAAUGCGUGCGAAUUGAAGGAUUGGUUGAUAUCGGUUCAAGAUCAGUGAUUGUCCAACACUUUGUUGCCGGAAGCACAUUGAGACGAUUUGAACCGCGAUAAAUCUGUAAAUUAAGACCACGUCUUUCAGUAUACACGUCCAGUACAGAGAGGGCUUCACGUCCCAAGAUAGCUUCUUCGUCUGUCAAACGUCUACGAAACAGUGUAAAACGUAAUUCCUAGCAGAUUUCUACAGCGUUUUCUCAGCCGAUCAAUCUUAGUCAUGGAUGAAACAAAUGGAUCGUGGUUUCCGAGGGAACGGCAAAAUUCAAAUCCAUUCCAUUUCACCUCUGGUCACGAAGUGUCUCGGUCAAGCAGUGCAUCGAACAUUUACGGAAACUCGUCUUUUACGGCGUUCCCAGAAAAAGCCGACACGAAAUUCUCGCCCAAGCCAGGGAAAAGAACAAGAAAAUUGUCAUUAUUUUCGUUUCAUUUCAACUCGAAAUCGAAUUCAGAAGAAAGAGGAAAAGUAAGGCGGUCAUCUCAACCCGCCUUUAAUCAACCUUCACCAACAACUCUUUCACCAGAUCCUGACGUAUGGAUGGCUUCGCUAAAACCCACUGGAUCACAGAACAGCCUCGAUAGUUCCCCUUCUUCUUCAAGAAAAUGCUCGUCUGUGCUUGGACCUAUUGAAAGGGAGAACAUUGCAAUACAUGACAUUAUUCAAGAAACUCUGAAGCUACAGUUUGAGAAUGUCACAGAGUACGACCGCGAGGCUUGUGACCGCUUGGGCAAAAACGUGUGCCAACUUGUGAAGCGGCGCGUCGAGGCGAUGAAAGAAGCGACGAGACAGCGCUGUAAAAUCGUGUCUGUAGUUUACGUUGGCGCGGUUAGAGAUCAUGGAAUACAAGUUGCUAGUCAGGCGCUACUGGAGGCAGAUAAAGACAAUUUUACUGUGGCUAGUUAUAGAAACGGAAAGGUGUUUACUGUGAGUGGAAUUAUGGUCAUCCCGUUAGAGAAAUAGUCAACAUACUUAUGCACUAAAUAACCACAUGUUCAAACAACACUAAGAAAACAGAGGAUCCCAAGACGAGAGGUUUAGAUAAGGAGCAAAGGAUGUUUUUCAUCCACAGGUGUUUUGUUGUUUGGACAGCUUCGUGUAAGUAUUAUGUGGAGUAUGAAAUGAAAACAUUGUCAGUCGCGCCAUGGCUUCGAAAAUGGCUACGGCUCAUUAACCCUACUGAUGCAAACAGAUAACCUACAGCUGCUAAUAGUAGCAGAAGCGGCAGGUAAUUGUCACAAGUUAAAAGCGAUGAGAAAUGGAAAGGGACGUUUGCGUAAAGAGCAAUUAAAUUCAUCUUGAAACGAUAUUCAAUACAAAAAUUUUACGGUACACUUAAUGUCUUGUAAUUCACUUUGUAAGGCCUUAUGCGUCCCAUAGUGCGAUAAAUACUCACUCUGGUGGGCUCUGGGAAUGAAGAAAAUAGUUAAAAUACGACAGUGCCGUUGAAAGCUCAAAUGGUUUUAAUUUUAAUGCGAGUUCAUCUCACUCUCGGCUGGAAUUUAGACGAAAAAUGGCUUUGGCACCAGUAAGUCUGCACUUGAUCCGACUAGGCUCCCUGAAUAAAUAAAAAAAAGAAACAAAAUAUCCCGAAUGCUAACGAUUUUUAAUCUGCAAUUACAUAAUAAUGGAUAGCACAGGGUGAAAUAUUAGAAUUACCAGGUCUGCUAUAGCCUGCGUCGCAGACAGUCUAAACCACCGGUAUAGUCCUAUAUCGGGGAUUUUAUGACACGUCAGGCUGCAACACAGGCUAGGUCUGCUAAUAUGCUAAUAACUGGAGAUUGUCGAAAUAACUUUGAUAUCACAAAGCUUCACAAGACCACCGGCAAGUUCUGAAUCGCCACCAAUGAAAUGCUUGCAGUUUGUGGCUUCUUCUAAGCUGUGGUUAAAUUGUGAAUACCGAUGCGAAGAAGUUGAAAAAUUCGCCAAAAGGGCAAUCUCGAUCCAGAGUAGAUAACAAGGUCAUUGUGGUAAGAGGUUAUCAGUGUUCUAACUUGCACGUAAUUGAUGCCACUAUAAAAAUUAUUCCAUAUUAAAGAUUUGGUUGGAUGACUUCAAGACCGUGCUGUUGCCUGCUUAGCUGCCUGGUCAAACUCUGUUUUCGCGCAAAACAACGAAACCUGUGUUGUAAAGCUGCUACCUUUCUCUUGUUCUAAGCCGUAAUCAGUGAUAAUAAUGGAUUUUGUCGACGUACAUGUGUUUUUAAUUGUGUAGCAGACCUUUAACUUCUAAUUACUUUGUAGAAAGCUGUUUAUCGCGCCAUCUUUCAGAGCUUUCUCUUUUUUGCAUGAACGUAAAUUUUAUUCAAUGCUGAUCUGCUUUCGAGACCAUCAUUUCAGCAGCUGACAGAAGUCGUACAAAUGUCAAUUUACGAUGUUCUGGUAUAGCUUCACUGUAGAAACAUUCCCAAAUACUAUAAAAAUUAUUUUUUGGGUUCAAAGUUUCAAUACAAGGAUACUUUUACAGAAUGCAGUGCAGCGGCAUUAGACAAUGAGGCUAAGAGACCAUAUGUAAAAGGAAUUCAAAGCAUUGUGACUUUCAACACGUCUCUCUCAUUUUUGAGGUAAACGAAUAUCAGUCAAUCCCGGAAAUAGCCAGUCAUCUUUCGCAGAAGGAAAAUCAUUUUGAAGUACUACAAAAUUAAAUGAUUAUCUUAGAACCGAUUAGUUUCGGUGAUAUCAAUAUCACCUUUAUCUCACUCAUUUGAUGUUGAGAGCAUCUGGAUAAUUUUCCUGAGGGAGGUACUCCCAGAAAAAUGGAGUGGAGGUGUGCUGCUCGCUUCCCAAAACCUUUACCCUAUUUAAGAUCAAAAUCUGAGAAUUUCCCUACCCUAUUUGUGACCUAACCAAAGAUUUGUUACGCUAUUUAAGACCUGACCCUUAAAUUAAUACCUUGCUCCAGACCUGUCUCAGUAAUACGUUCCCUAGUUCAGACUGAUGUUAAAGGCAUUCUAAAGGGCUUUUGUUGAUGGUCUUAUC